GGGCUGAGUAAAGAUGACUGUCUCUGGAGUGUCUGUGUUGGUAGCGGUGCAGAAGGUCUACUACCCCCUGCUCUGCUCUGUGGGAAUCCCAGCCAAUCUCUUCACGUUCUACAUGAUCUGCUUCCAUAAGUGUGGCAUGUCUGAGUCGGCCAUGGUGUACCUAAGUUGCUUGGCCAUCGUGGACACCUUCUACCUGGUCUGGGUCAUCCUUAUUGACCUUACUCUUACUUUCUGGGUGUUGCAACCCUUCUGGCACUCUCAUCCCUGGUGUGGUAUCUUGAGCUUUCUGCAGUAUGGCUCCCUUUACAGCUCGUCGUGGAUCGUGGUGGUGUUCACCAUUGAGCGCUUCCUUGUCCUCCGCAGCACUCGUGCUAAACAACACUUCUCCAAAGCUGGCCUCACCAAGCUGAUGUGCGUGGGCAUUGUGCUGGCAUCCCAUCUUGUCUCUGUACCUAUGGCAUGGAUAAAUUUUGUGUCCACAGUAAACUUUACAACAAAUGGAAUGAACGUGUCAUUACCCAGAUGCCACUACCGGGAUGCCACCUAUAGCACUGUUAUUGUGUGGAUAACUACUUUUCUGUCUGGGGGUGUGCCCAUUGUGCUGGUCAUUAUUUUCAACUACCUGAUUGGGUAUCACCUGUCACGAGCAAGUAACCUCUUCACCAAAGAAGAGCGGCGGGUGAUGCAGGGCCGGAGCCGGGGUGUUCUCCGAAGGACCCUUCUGCUGCUCUGCACGGUUUCUGUGGCCUUUGUGGUACUCAGCCUGCCUCGCUUUGUCACAUACUGCAUCCUCAGAACUAAGUACAAUGAAGAGGACUUUAACCGCAACAACUACAGCAUCCCCAUCAACGUGGCCGGGGACGUGGCCAACAUGCUCCAGAAUUUGAACUCCACCACCAACUUUCUGCUGUACUGCAUGGUGAGCCGGAGAUUUCGCAGGGAGAUGGUGAGUGCACUAACGUGCUCAUCCAAGGCUCGACAGCACGUGUCCGUGCGGACCUACAGCACCAUGAAAGUGUUCUCCGUGGCAGAGCGCAGAGCGCCUCCUAGUGGCAGUCAUGUCACUGUCGCAUUAACUAAUAUAAAACUCACGGACUGAUCUCAACUACAUUUAACCGAAGUAAAUGCUGUAAAAAGCUGUAAUAGCACAUUUGCAUCAUAUUAUUGUGCGAAAUUAAGGGGACAUAUUAUGUAAAGUGUACUUAAAUAAGCUUUUUACCUAUAUCUUAAUGGUGUUUCCUCAUCAUUAACUAGUGAGACCUGUAUUAUGAUGUAUUCAUACAUGUUUGAGUAAUCCUGUGUUGUCCUAUAUUCAAAGCUUGAGUGCUCAAGCAUUUCCUCUUCACACCUACCUACUCUUUUGUACUUACUUGCUUAUCAAAAACCUCC
Molecule: messenger RNA, 1389 nt
Organism: Periophthalmus magnuspinnatus
Lineage: Eukaryota; Metazoa; Chordata; Actinopteri; Gobiiformes; Gobiidae
Product: probable G-protein coupled receptor 139
Exons: 2
Coding region: 14-1099 (361 amino acids)
Biological process (GO): G protein-coupled receptor signaling pathway
Cellular component (GO): membrane
Molecular function (GO): G protein-coupled receptor activity
Source: RefSeq, a predicted model, not a curated record